GCAGGCAAACUUGUAAGCAUGGUACGUGUGUAUCACCCGGAAAGUGUCAAUGUGACGCGGGAUACAGAGGCGAACAUUGUGAUAAAGCGUAUCCAACAUCAGAAAAACCAGCCUCUGCUUCGACAACAACUUCGCUGCAUUCUACGAUUCCGACGUCGACCACGAAAUCAUCUAACGAAUAUGAACUGACUACUGAGACAAUUCCAGGCGUUGGAUCAAAUUCAUACCCAAGAACUCCAUCUGGGUCGUCUAAUGGAAUAGCAACAAGAGAAAUCACGGCAGCGUUAUCUUCAACAUCAUCAUCUCCAGGUACUUAUGCAACAUCUGAAGGUCUUUCAAAGACACCACCAACAAAAUGGUCUUAUUUGGCGAUCAUAAGUGAUAUGGUCCAAGGGGCUCUACCGCCUGACGUCAAGGUACGCAAUGCCCGCCAAGUUCCACAAGAGUGGCCCUUGACGAUGAUGAACUCGUUGCCUGCUCAGGCUCCAAUGGCACCGAUCUCUACCACCCCACCGCCUGGUCUGACGGUCUUGACCAAGGAUGGUGACGCAUACGAAAUCCCGUUGGCUGACGUCGACAUUCGAGUGAUAAGGUUGACCAUACGAGAUGGGUCCGUGACAAUCGCCAACUCGUCGACCGACGCGAAUGGUACCCUGUGGUUUGACAUUCACACAGCCGAGCAUUUCAUCAUAGUCGCAUCUAAAACAGGAUACUUGGAUACGUCAUCAACCUAUCGUUACAAACACGGAGAGAGGAAUGUCCAUACUAUUUCGAUGCAGAAGCAUUCGCUGAGGAAGGAGUUUACUUGGACGUCAGGGCUUGAUCGUCUUGUGGAGUUCAGACCAAGAUUCAAAGGCGUUCCAUACAGUUUUGAGAUCCCAGCAGGCAGUCUUGAUGCGCCAGAGAAGAGCAAUAUUGAGUUAAAGUUCCAUGAUGUCAACACGAAUGACCCGGUUGAAAUGAGAAAGGCCCCUGAGCUCAUUGCAGCGGUAGACACACCGGAAGGAACCACCUUGAUAAGCCUCGCAAUCUUUGCCAUGGCUGACCUAACAAUUGUCAAUAUGGACACCGAGGAGCCGGUCGAUCUCAUGUUGCCUGUUGAGGCCGAGUUCCCUCUCAGCCGGAAACCUAGGGGUACUCGCCAGGGAAGUCGCAUAUCGGCCUGGUACUUUGAUAAAACCACAGGUGUCUGGAGGAAAGGAGGCGUCGGUAAAGUGAGGCUUGAUCGAUUUCAAGAACCGAUGUGGAGCUUUGAAGCAAGACAUUUCACCUGGUGGAGUGCCAUGCAACCUUGGGCAGGGACCUCCUGCGUCAUUGUCAAGACCUGCUUCGACAAGAAGUGCCAACGUGUCGCCAGCUUCAUCCCCGUCGAAUUUGAUGGCGUCGACUUUUCCUAUUCUUCCUCGGCCGUGUCAAGCGGGGAAGGGCGAGCAUGCGCACAGUUCAAAAUGGGAGGCAACGUCAUGGUUUCGUCACCCUUUUCAGGUGAUCCCAAGCUCGUAGAAGGCAAUCCCGUAAGUGGUUCUUCGUGCCCACCCGAGUACGAUACCUUGGUGCUCAGUCCGCCGGGUCAGGCCCAGACGGGACGAUGUGAAGAGGUCGUCGUAGUGGUAAGAGAUCCAUCAGAAACAACAGAACCACCUCGAAGGACAGAACCAUGGACUACUCAAGAGCCAGAGGUUACCACUACAACAGAGCCGGCAACAACCAUCCCGAUGACCACCCCCACGACUCUGCCACCGACUCCCCCUCCUAGAGGUCUUCAGGUGCUUGCCAUGGACAGUUCGGCCCAGCAAGCUCUGCUUUCCGAUGUCCAGAUCCGGAUUAUCAGACCAACAAUCAAGAGUUCACAAACGACAACAACUGCGAUAUCGCCGAUGACCACUUCCUCCAUGAUGAACUCCUCGAUGACAACUUCCGUGAUGACGAAUUCAUCGAUGAUAACAUUAUCGACGGUGAAUUCUUCAUUGACGAACUCGUCAACUGUGAAUGACUCGUUAAUCACGGCUUCGACCGCCGCAGAUGGCAUUGCAUUGCUGGAUGUUCCCGAAGACGAACCUGUAAUCGUCGUUGCAACCAAGGAGGGUUAUCUAUCGACAUCAUUCACCUACUCUUUCCAACCAGGAGUGAAAAACGUCUUACCAAUCUCGAUUCAAAAGCACCCGUUUACGGAACAGUUUGUCUGGAUGGCUGACGAAGAUCAGCGUGUAGAAUUUACAACUCCCGAUCACCAAAUUCCUUACGGGCUUGAAUUUCCAGCUGGGAGUCUCAACAUCACGGAUGGGAGCGCUAUUGAUGUCCUAUUCUUCGGUGUACAUACCACGACUCCAGCUGAAUUGAAAGAAGUGCCCGAGUUGAUUGGCUCAGUCGAAUCAUCCGAAGGAACUAAACUGAUUGGAUUAGAGGCCCUUACGAUGGCCGAAGUGACAAUGGUAAACUCGGAGACCAACGAUCUCGUCGACAUCGUACUGCCAUUUGAAGUCGAGUUCCCUCUGGAUCGGAAGCCUCGUGGAGUCCGUCAUGGUUCUCGUAUUCCAGCUUGGUAUUUCGAUAAAGCGACAGGAACGUGGAAAGAAGAUGGCAUCGGCAAGGUGAAACGGAACAAGGCGGGAGAGUUGUUCUGGAGUUUUCAAGCCAGUCAUUUCACAUGGUGGAGUGCCAUGCAGCCCUGGCCAGAAACGUCGUGUAUUAUCAUCAAGUCGUGCUAUGAAAAGAACUGCAAACGAGCCGCCAGUUUCGUCCCUGUCGAGGUUCAUGGUGUCGAUUUCUCCUUCGUCUCAACCAGCGUGACUAGCAAGGAGGGGCAAACCUGCACCCAUUUUAAGAUGGGUGGCCAAGUCAGGGUGUCAUCACCCUGCUCCAAGAAACCCAAGUUCAGGACUGGUGAGCUCGGAGGUACCACGUACUGUCCAGAAAACACUCAGGUACUGAGACCACAUCAAGACCAGACCGAGACGGGUCAAUGUGAACAGGUGGUCAUCGUGGUCAAAGAUGGAUGGUCGCUGAGCUGCAGCGAGCCAGACAAGCACACAAAGGCUAACUCUACACGAUUCGAGGUGGGCAGCACUACAUUCUUCCAGUGCACUGGCGGAUACAGUCUCAUAGGGCAACCGCAGAGGGCGUGCUUGCCAUGUGGAAAAUGGAGCGGACCAGACCCGAUCUGCACGUAGUGAACAUGAUGAGCAUAACGAAGAGAAGGCUGAUGCAUGGCAAGAAUCUACUGAUCAUAUACACAGUAUAGGCCCCUACAACCUUGGGCAAUAUUCGCAUCUAGAUGAACAUUCGAAAAAAAGGUUGAAAGCUCAUGAAAGAUUAGGAAAUUGCCAACUACCGACAGCUGACUUUAUAAUUAAACGAAGUAAGACUUCUGUUCCAUUAUGUGUUCAUUGAUACGCAGUGACUUUUUUAAAUAGAUAGUGAGUAAGGAUUUGUAUUCGCAAAUAUGCAUGAUUUUUUUUAUUUUCUUUGUAUAGAACAUUGUAAAGUAUAAAGUUAUAUAAUCAAGUAUACACAGGUCCAUCCAUGCCAAUAUAGGGUCGCAAGACGAUAAAUACAGUUAGUAGUAGCCAUAUAUUUUGUAUUGUCUGUUUCUGCAUAUCUUUUUUUUCAAAUUUAAUUAUUAUAAUACAUUUUACCAUCGACUUAAUAAACACAGUGUGUUUUUACUGUAGAGAAAUUCAAAUAUAUUGAAUUUCAUGCUUAUGUAAAACCUUAAUUUUUUUCAUGAACUGUUAGGGCCCCUCCCAGCGAUUCCAAUGAUAAAAUAUACAUCGGAUGAAUAAAUAAUUAUUCGGAAUAUAAAUUAAUAAUAAUUGCAAAAUAUCGACACAUAUAUACAUGAUUCGUUUUCCAAUUCCCCUCGGCAUGCUCGGUGUUGAUGUUGUAUGUUUCGUACAUUUUACCGUUAAUGAAAAAAAAACCCUUGGGUUUAACACCGAGUCUGCGUACGGUAAUGUAGAGGGGCAUACCCAGUACGCCAAACUUGGCACCAUACUCUGGGGAACUAUUAUUGUUGUUCCGCUCAUGCACGAUCGUCGAAAAGGAUUUUAAACUGUUUUAGUGUUUCUAUUUUACUCCAUAUUCAGCUGCUUCUUUUUAAUAAAAUUGAAAAACAAACAAGAGAAUGUAAUCAGA
Lytechinus variegatus (green sea urchin) is the source of this 4134-nucleotide messenger RNA. RefSeq lists its product as uncharacterized. Bases 384 to 3170 code for a protein of 928 amino acids. The record is from RefSeq and is a predicted model, not a curated record. NCBI's taxonomy places the organism in Eukaryota, Metazoa, Echinodermata, Echinoidea, Temnopleuroida, Toxopneustidae. The transcript is spliced from 14 exons.